Messenger RNA from Trichobilharzia szidati, 1429 nucleotides. The record is from the annotation of a GenBank genome assembly. NCBI's taxonomy places the organism in Eukaryota, Metazoa, Platyhelminthes, Trematoda, Strigeidida, Schistosomatidae.
AAUGAACGUAUUACUUAUUCUAUAUCUUUCUUAUUUAAGUUUGUGUGCAUCAAAGAAGAACAUACAACUAGAGGAAAUCACACUAGCAAAUGUACCAGCAUUUGAUAUUAAGAAGGACAACUUUAUUCUAGCUGGUGUAUUCAAUAAAACCUGGGAUGGACCAGUUCAUUAUGAUGCAUUAAUUGGUAGUAUGAUUAAUUUACCAUGCAUAACAAGUGAUAUAGGUCUUGAAAAUAUCUUAACUGAAAGAAGUAGGGCAAUUGAACAAAAAAAGUCAUGGGCUAUACUAUGGGUUCAUCAAACAUGGACAAAUGUCAUUGAUCCGUGGUUGGGAGAUGGACGACGUAGUUAUGAUCCUUUACAAACCAACCAAUGGCUUCUGCCCAAUAUGCACACUUCAAUAUAUCAAUCACACUUAUCAAUUGUAGAUAUAGACCCAAGUGAUAAUGGAGUUUAUGCAUGUGUUAUGGUUACAUAUCCAAUUGAACAUGGUUAUUCGCCCGUUUAUUUAAAACAAGCUCAACUAAUGAGUAUUCACUUUGUACGCAUUCAUUCUAAAUUAGUCACAGCACCAGGAUGCCAUGAACAUGAUGGAUUAAAGGAAGGCCAUUGUAAAAGUGGAUACGAACAAUGGACAUUUAAUGUUUAUUCUCCAGCUGGUGGAUGGACAGGAGAUAUAUUAUUUCAGGCACCAUGCAAUGCAGAACUUUUUCUGACAGCGUUAAGUAUGAGUGGAGUAGAUCCAACAUUCUGGAGUGUUGGUUGGCGAUUUGUACCCUAUGGUGAGGUUGAUGAUUCAAAGGUAGUUGAGAUAGGUACAGACUCAAAUAUAAAUUGGACACAUCCUGUUCAUAUAUGUGUUGACAGUUCACCUGUGCCAUGUUUUUCACCCACUGAUUUAAUUGAUAAUGUGACGGAAGUGAAUAGUUAUGAUUUAUCAUCUGCACAUAUUCGUGCUUCAAAUUAUUGGAGAGCUCGUUGGCUUGCCUUAACGGCUUCAAAACAACAAUAUUCGGGUUCGUGGCAAUGUUGGAUUCAAGGAUUAGCGAUUACUAAUCAUCCAGUCAAAACUAAUUUCCCUAUUCGUUGGUUAACAAAUGAAGUGCAUAUGAAAAUAAUACCAAGGAAGCAUGUUUACCGUUGGUGGACAACAAUCGAAUUAUGGCGAGUAAUAGCAUUAAUUAUGGCACCAUUAAAUAUUGUCUUCAUUUUUAUUAUAUUUGUGGUUGGGUGGUAUUCAGCUAAUCGUUAUAAAAAUCAAAUGAAACAGAAAGAAAGAUCAAUCAGUGGUAAAAAGAAACUUCUAUUAAGUCAACAUAUUACAGAUACUGAGUCGACUAAACAAUCACCAGCCGCUUAUUUGGAUAGAUUUCUUCAAAAAUCUGGUAUUCGAUCAUACAAAGAAUAUGCUAUACGCACAAAGAGUUGA